AUGACAGUUCUAAAGGCUACUCAUAGCCUCAAUGUUCAGAUGACUUGUGACCAUCAGUGUAUGGUCACAAAUCUGGAUGUCAGAUGGCCUGGCUCUAUGCAUGACACCCAAAUCUUCGAGAAGUCAUUGUUAUGCCAGCGCUUUCAAGAAGGGCUGUUUGAUGGUCUGUUGGUGGGAGACAGAACUUAUGCAUGCCAGAGCUUUUUGAUGACUCCCCACCCUGACACCGAGACAAAACCACAGCAUGACUUUAACUUGGCCCUCAGUCAAACCAGGCUCAAGAUAGACAUGACUUUUGCCAUUUUAAAGGCACAGUUUAACUGUCUUCGUGACCUAAAAGUUUCACCAGAGCGGGCAUCUCAAAUUAUCCUCCACAACAUAGCCACUAUAAGGAAGGAGCGGGUGGCAAGUGAUUAUCACCUCCCCCUUGAUGUUAUUGACCCCUUCACUCAGGACCAUCCAACUGGCAGAGCUGUUAGAGAUGCCAUCACAGCAGAAUAUUUCACUUGGCAUUCAAUAAAAGCAAAAUGA
This is a messenger RNA of Sinocyclocheilus rhinocerous, 531 nucleotides long. RefSeq names its product putative nuclease HARBI1. The record is from RefSeq and is a predicted model, not a curated record. NCBI's taxonomy places the organism in Eukaryota, Metazoa, Chordata, Actinopteri, Cypriniformes, Cyprinidae. The transcript has 4 exons. Bases 1 to 531 code for a protein of 176 amino acids.